This is a messenger RNA of Brassica napus (rape), 1918 nucleotides long. RefSeq names its product methylsterol monooxygenase 2-1. Lineage: Eukaryota; Viridiplantae; Streptophyta; Magnoliopsida; Brassicales; Brassicaceae. Gene Ontology annotation, molecular function: C-4 methylsterol oxidase activity; iron ion binding. The record is from RefSeq and is a predicted model, not a curated record. The coding region runs from base 860 to 1642 and encodes 260 amino acids. The transcript is spliced from 8 exons. Gene Ontology annotation, biological process: sterol biosynthetic process; 4-alpha-methyl-delta7-sterol oxidation.
GAUUAUGAAAUAAAAUCGGUAAAUAUAUAAAAGGUUGGAAUCGAUUUCUUACUAGGGAAAGUGUAAAGAUGUGUCUAAAUAUAUAAACCGUGAAGUUUGGAUUCUAAAUUGAAAUUACUGGAUUGAGCUUAAUGUGCUUAUUCCAAAUCCUAAAGCCGUCAGAUAAGAGAUCGCCAUUGCUAUGGCGACAACUAUCCAUUUACCUCCAAAAGCUUCAAAUUAACGAUACUCCAAAAGUACACUGGCGAGAGGAUCUAGAGACAGAGAACUACUCAACUGCACAUUUGGGACCUUGGUGGUUAGCAGAACACAUAGAUUCUCUCAAAGCAGAGUAACAAACUCACAUCUCUCCAUGUUUGUAAAGUGUAUUGAUUUAUUUCUCUCUUUUUUUCUUAAUACUACUAGAUUCUUAAGAGAUCUCUUAUGAUUAAUGCGGAGCUCUUAUGGUGAAUUUCUCUUAUACCUCUUAUUUAAAGUCAAAAACUUUAGAGUCCCUAGUUUCAACACCAUAGCUCGCAGAUUCUUAUGUGAUAACAACAAAACAAUAAAUCCGUACUGCUCACUUUCAAAAUAACUCAGGUGGGUGCUAGUGUCACAUGCAAGAACAUAUGGUGCUAAAGGAAUAAAUCCUUGUAAUUGAGGAUUAAAAAUGAAAAAAAUCUCUGUGUGCGCGCACGUGUGAUGUGGUAAAGACAAGAGAUCUAAAGAAUAUACACAACUUGGUGUCAGAAACAACUUAAAUAUUGUGUUGUGUCUCUCACUCUCUCUCUCUUACUCACUCUUCUCUUGGGUCUCUAGCUAUUAUCUUCUCCGCCCCGGAGAUCCGUCGUGCGUUUUUCUCUUCCUUCUCUCUCUAUCAAUGGAUUCCCUCGUCGAAUCCGGUUGGCAGUACCUUGUUUCUAACUUCAGCGACUUUCAACUAGCGUGCAUUGGGAGUUUCAUCGUCCACGAAACUGUCUUCUUCUUGUCUGGUCUCCCUUACAUCUUCCUUGAAAGGACGGGUUUGCUUAGCACUUACAAAAUUCAGACAAAACACAACACCCCUGAAGCGCAAGGAAAGUGCAUAGCGUGGCUAUUGUUUUACCAUUCAUGUGUAAACUUUCCCCUCAUGAUGUUCUCUUACCGUGUCUUCAAAUUCAUGGGCAUGCGGAGCAGUUUUCCUCUGCCCUCCUGGAAAGUGGUGUCUGCCCAGAUCUUAUUCUUCUUCAUCAUUGAGGAUUUUGUAUUCUAUUGGGGUCAUAGGAUCUUGCAUACAAAAUGGCUGUACAAGAACGUGCACAGUGUGCACCAUGAAUACGCCACACCGUUUGGUUUGACGUCAGAAUAUGCUCACCCCGCUGAGAUUCUCUUCCUGGGGUUUGCUACCUUUAUUGGUCCGGCUCUCACCGGGCCUCACCUAAUCACCCUUUGGUUGUGGUUGGUGCUUAGAGUCAUUGAGACAGUCGAAGCUCAUUGCGGUUAUCAUUUCCCAUGGAGUCCCUCUAAUUUUCUUCCUCUGUAUGGCGGUGCUGACUUCCAUGACUACCAUCAUCGUUUACUUUACACAAAGUCUGGGAACUACUCAUCAACUUUUGUCUACAUGGAUUGGAUCUUUGGUACCGACAAGGGUUACAGAAAACUGAAGGCCCUAAAAGAAACCUGAAAACAUGUUAAAACUUGGUUUAUCAAGAGAAAGGUUUCACUCUCCAAAACUAGAUCUCCUUUUGUUUUGCGUCUCGUGAAUAUUUAAAACUUUAGUCAUAAGAGCAUCAUUAUGCUAUUGCUCUGAAUCUUUAUUACUGUUUGCCUUAAUCUUUGGUUAGAGCUACUGCUCCUAGUUGCAUUUAGUCCAUAAGAUUCAUUCUCAUGUAUGUGCCUUGCGGCAUAGACAAAGAUCCUCCUUCAAGUUAUCUAUCUAAAACCUAAAAGUUGAACUUCA